Sinocyclocheilus anshuiensis is the source of this 3195-nucleotide messenger RNA. Its product is annotated as mitogen-activated protein kinase kinase kinase MLT-like. The record is from RefSeq and is a predicted model, not a curated record. NCBI's taxonomy places the organism in Eukaryota, Metazoa, Chordata, Actinopteri, Cypriniformes, Cyprinidae. Gene Ontology annotation, cellular component: cytoplasm. Gene Ontology annotation, biological process: protein phosphorylation. The transcript is spliced from 22 exons. Gene Ontology annotation, molecular function: MAP kinase kinase kinase activity; ATP binding; protein binding. Bases 196 to 3093 code for a protein of 965 amino acids.
ACAGCGCAGUUCUGAUGUUAGCAGCUCUGAUCAGGAAGAAGUUGUUACACGUGAAAACACCGCAGCGGACGCUGCAAACAUCUCGGUCACAAGUUCAGCCAAGAUCUUCUUGACUGCUGUCCAUCUCUCCUGGGAAGACUGGCAGCGGAGUACAGGAGUGCGGGAGAGAAGUGUGUUUCUAAGUGCCAUUAUGCCAUGGCAUCUCUGGGCGCCUCCUUUGUGCAAAUCAAAUUCGAUGACAUCCUCUUCUACGAGAACUGCGGCGGCGGGAGUUUCGGGAGCGUCUAUCGCGCCCGCUGGCUCUCGCAGGACAAAGAGGUGGCGGUGAAAAAGCUUCUGAAGAUUGAAAAAGAGGCAGAGAUUUUAAGUGUUCUCAGUCAUCGAAACAUCAUCCAGUUUUAUGGAGCAGUUCUGGAAGCACCUAACUAUGGGAUUGUUACAGGCAUGCAUUAUCUGCACGCCGAGGCCCCGUUAACAGUCAUUCACAGAGACCUCAAGUCCCGAAAUGUUGUGUUGACAGCAGAUUCAGUACUCAAGAUCUGUGAUUUCGGGGCGUCUAAGUUUCAGUCUCACACCACCCACAUGUCUCUGGUGGGCACGUUUCCCUGGAUGGCCCCUGAAGUCAUCCAGAGCCUCCCAGUGUCUGAGACCUGCGACACAUACUCGUACGGAGUGGUCCUGUGGGAGAUGCUGACUCGUGAAGUUCCCUUCAAAGGUCUGGAGGGGCUGCAGGUGGCCUGGCUGGUGGUGGAGAAGAGUGAGAGGCUGACGCUUCCCAGUAGCUGCCCGGCCAGUUUCGCCUGUCUGAUGAGAAGCUGCUGGCUGACAGAACCGAAAGACAGGCCGCUGUUCAAACACAUCUUGUCCACGCUGGAGUCCAUGUGGAACGACAGUCACUUACCUGAUGAGUGCAACACUUUCCUGCACAAUAAAGCAGAGUGGAGAAAGGUCUGGGUGUUAGAUGCUAUAUUAAGACUGGACGUGGGCCAGAAUACAGGGACAAGAGGUUCCUGUCCCUCCCUACAGCUAAACAGAGAAACAGACAGAGCCACAGAAACAGCGAAAGAAGAGAAGAGACGUGAUGUGUCGAAAAGGGGAACUGAGGACAUAUGUGACAGGCCGCUGUUCAAACACAUCUUGUCCACGCUGGAGUCCAUGUGGAACGACAGUCACUUACCUGAUGAGUGCAACACUUUCCUGCACAAUAAAGCAGAGUGGAGGUGUGAGAUCGAGGCGACUCUAGAGCGUCUGAAGCGGCUGGAGAGAGAUCUGAGCACCAAAGAGCAAGAGCUGAAAGAAAGAGAGAGACGGCUAAAGAUGUGGGAGAGAAAGCUCAUCGAGCAGUCCAACACACCGCUUCUCCCAAACCUGGCCAUCCACUCCUGGACAGAAGAACAUGUGCAUUUCUGGAUGGAGCAGAUUUUUCAAGGUGAUGGAGAGCUGCAGCAGUACGCCGAAAUCUUCAAGCAGAAUCACAUCACAGGACAGAGACUGCUGCUGCUGUCCGAGACGGACAUGAGAGAUCUGGGUGUGACGUCUAAAGGACACAUCAUACAUCUCAAGACCGAAAUUGAGAAACUUACCCACGACUACCUGAACCUGUUCCACUUUCCGCCGUUGAUCAAGGAUGGUUUGGCCACGGAGGAAGCAGAGGAGGAGUGGACAAAGACUGUGAAUCUGGAGUUGGUGUUUGGAUAUCACUGGAAAGCAGGCACAGGCCAAACGGACUGCAAAUGGAAAAUGUACAUGGAGCUUGAUGGGGAUGAGGUGGCAAUCGCAUAUAUCAAAGACGUGACCUUUAAUGCCAACAGACCAGAUGUAGAUGUAUUAAAGAUGACCAAGCCUCCGUUUGUGAUGGAUAAGUGGAUCGUGGGGAUUUCUGGCACACAAACCGUUGACUGCACAGUAAACUAUGAGGGUAAUGUGAGAUCUCUUAAGUGCACGAGACACGAGCACAGACUGCAGUGGAGUCCAGACAGCGGGAGGGACGUGAUCAGACCUGUAGAGCUGCUCAUUGAGACGGCGCCAAGCAUCAGGGAAGGUCACAACAGAAGCAGGUCCAACUCAGGUGUUGAUCCCAGAUGGAUUUACAGUCUGAGAAUGAAGCAGUGGAGAGAGCAAGCUGCCCAGGAGUCCACAGGCAAGAUGACCCUCCCUCAGUUCCUCUCCGUCAUCGGGAACCAAUCAUCGUAUGCUGCCGCUGUCAGGAGAUCGCCCAAUCGCAGCCCUCUCACUCCAUGGACAGACUCCCGGAGUUCCUCUCCCACCCUUUCUGUCAAACUCUCCACUAUCCAUCUGGGGUCAAAGGGCAGCAGCCCAUCCAGCACGACAUCUGAGAGCACCUCAGAGCGAGAGCGGCCCCCUAGUGCUGGAGCUAAACACAACUACCACAGAAAAGCAUACUACGACCACACGUUUAAAACCAACGGAGGAGGAAGAGCAGAAGUGGAAGCCAGAAGGCCUAAUCAGAUGUCACAGAGAGGAUCCAGAGGCUUGCAACAUGCUGGACGGCCCCGAAACAACAACUCCUAUAUAACACCGUCUAACCACCAACGCCCAAUACCGGGGAUGUCCGUUGUCACUGAGGGGGUGAAGCAGAAAGGGGCGUCUUCCGUCAAACUCUCCACCAUCCAUCUGGGGUCAAAGGGCAGCAGCCCGUCCAGCACGACAUCUGAGAGCACCUUGGAGCGAGAGCGGCCCCCUAGUGCUGGAGCUAAACACAACUACCACAGAAAAGCAUACUACGACCACACGUUUAAAACCAACGGAGGAGGAAGAGCAGAAGUGGAAGCCAGAAGGCCUAAUCAGAUGUCACAGAGAGGAUCCAGAGGCUUGCAACAUGCUGGACGGCCCCGAAACAACAACUCCUAUAUAACACCGUCUAACCACCAACGCCCAAUACCGGGGAUGUCCGUUGUCACUGAGGGGGUGAAGCAGAAAGGGGCGUCUGAAGAGGCCCGGUCUGGUGAUGGGGACUGGAUUAAAGUAGAAAGAAAGAAACCUAAUAAACAGGAACAUAAGCACCAGGAAGUGAGGCAGGGCAGAGGCCGGCCGCGCAGAGGAGGGAGAGGCGGUGGGCGUGGCCGAAGUUGAGUGCUUAUAAAGCGUUACACCGUGUCCUAACUAGUCAAGAUUCCAGCGACAAACAAUGUGUCUGUCCACACCAGACGCGACGCGGCAGAAUCAAUCAAACAU